Messenger RNA from Oikopleura dioica, 867 nucleotides. NCBI's taxonomy places the organism in Eukaryota, Metazoa, Chordata, Appendicularia, Copelata, Oikopleuridae. The record is from the annotation of a GenBank genome assembly.
AUGGGUCGCAAAAUACCCAAAAUGUCCGCCCAGAAGGUGAUGUACGUGGCGGCAGCGCAAAUCGUACUCACCACUGUUGGCUUUAUCUUCCUAAAAAGACCAUAUUUAUGGGCCUGGCAAGCGUUAGAUUGGUAUAAAAACGUAUACUGCGGGACGGAGUUAAACGCCGUGUGGGCCAAGUACCUGAGUUAUGCCACAGAACACAAGAACCAAAUCCGCUCGUCGGUGGAGAAGUACAAGGACGAGUGCACGCAGAACUAUUUGGACUCAUUCUCAGAAAAGUACACAAAAGCAUGCAUGGAUGGAUAUACCUCAGCAUUCCUGGGCAUUCCGCUUGCUUCCUGCUUUUUGAUUUUCGGCAUCGUCGCAGCGCUCCAGUACGCUCCUUUCAACUCGAGGACGCUGAAGAAGCCCGGCUUCGUCUUCGCAUUUUUCUUCAGUCUCAUCUUGCUCUCGAUCAACCUUGGGCAGAUGAUCACCAUCGUCAUUCCCUUGAUCAACCCUAACGCCUCUCCUGACGGAAUCCACUCGACAAAUCUAAGGGACAAGUGUGGUUAUGCAGCGGAGUUUAUGUCGCUUAUCCUCAUCGUUGUCUCCACGAUUCUAUCCAGCUUCAUCGCUGCUUAUGUGAUCCAAUUAUAUGUGCGCCGCGCUGAGUACCAGGACGACAAUAUCGACGACAUCAGAAUGGACGCUGGAGGUGGGUCCGAGUCCUUAGAGGACGAGUAUGCCAGUAGGGUGCCCAAAACGAGCGAAAGGGGAAGCACCAAAAAAGCUAAAGGAGGUGUUCCUAUGGCUGGCGCUGGAGGAUCUCAUGCUGCAUAUGGGAGGCAAAAUGCUACAUCUGGCUACGGAGGAUUUAACUAA